UACGGACGGCAACGGAGGCUCGGCGGGCGCAGGGCAGCCUGCGAGGACCUGCGAAACCGCCUGCGGGCCCGCGGGCUGCGCUUCUGCGCGGGUAGGAGGCGCUUUCGGGCUGCCCUCGGGCCGCGGGAGAACACCACGCUCGGUCAGUCCGACCUGCCCUCUCCCUCUACUGCGCUCCGCUGGGAGUCCGAGCGCGGCUGCAGGCUGCGCGGUGAGCGUCCCGCCCUCCUGAGCGCCUGUCACAAGGAAAAUGUCUGACCAAGACGAACAGUUGGAUAUUAGAGAUAUAGUUGAUUCCACAGAAGGAAGCGAGAAUGCUGUUGACAUCAUCAAUAUCCCACUUCCCUCAGAAGCACUGGAAGAGUCAGAACCAACUGAAGAAAAUAUAUCUGAAGUAGAACAGUUCAGUAUGGGUCCUGAAACACCUGAAGAGCAAAGUGACCAGAGUGUGACAAAUGAGGAAUCCAGCGAGGAACAGCUCCUGGAAGAGGCUCUGUCCUCAAGACAGGCUUCCGGGUCUGUGAGCCCCAAGGAAGAGCAGCAUUCAGUGGAGUCUGACAAAGAGAAUCUCAGUAACGAAAGUCUGGCUUUUCUGGAUAAAAUAAGGGCUCUAAGGCAGUCGUUGCAAAUAUCAAUUAAAGAUCCUUCGGCAACAGUAAAAAUUGUACUUAUUCCUGUGGGUCAGGAAAUUAUAAUGUCUUUUAAAGUUGACACCUUUUUUAAAUACCUUGUGGAUCACAUUGCACGUUUAUUAGGUAUCCCACCUUCUGAAUUGCAGAUAAGUCAUGCAGGUAAAAUUCUCAAAAACAAUGAGACUCUCAUACAACAUGGAAUUAAGCCACAGCAAAGUGUACAAGUGGAAAUCUCUUCUCUAAAUCCAGAUCUGUAUCCAAUCAAAAGAAUAGCUACAUUAAAUGAUGUCUCUCAUAUCAUAACUGUCAUUAUACAAACUGGCAUUGAUCAGUUCCAGGAGGUAGCUGUUGAAAUUGUACAAUCUGACUUUCACAAGCCAUUCCUGGGUGGAUUUAGACAUAAAGUAACAGGAAUAGAAUAUCACAAUGCUGGAACACAAACUGUACCUAAAAAGAUUCCUGAAAAGUUUAAUGUAUUUUGUAGGGACACACAGACAGUCCUUCAGAGAAAGAAGAUCCAACAAACUACAAAUACAACAUCCACACAAAUGACUAAAAUUGGUGUGUAUGUAUCAAACAUGACUGAUAAACUUGUAACACCAGGAAAAUAUUUUUCAGCAGCAGAAUACCAUGCUCAAAGACUGAAGGCGGUGAUAGUAAUACAAACCUACUAUAGGCGAUGGCAUGCUAAAGUCUUCACAGAGGAUUUAAGAAGGCAGAAAAUGUUGAGGUUGGAGUGGGAAGCAGAGGAAGAACUCAGGAAAGUAAAAGAAAAAGAAGAAUGGAUGCAACUGGACUAUUACCGAAGGCAUAAUCCGAAAACAAGUGAAGAUUUUGAACUUCUUUACAAUGCACUGGAACUCUGGCGGCAAGAAGAACUUACACGCAUUAACCAAUGUCUUACUGGAGCUGAAAGGAAAGCUGCUUUAUGCGAGCUUCUGGAAAAAGAAACCCAGAUAAUUGCUUCCAUUGGGAGACAUAGAUACAUUGCUUGUACGGAGAACCAGGAAGAAGUAAUACAAGCUUUUAUGGAUAAGUGUUCAAGUCCAAAGGUGUGGAGAAGAUCUGAUGGUAAAAUAGUUGAGAUGGCUACGCAGUUCACAGUCAGAGCCAGAGAACUGCAAAACAUCUAUAAAUGCAUCAAGCUGCAAAAUAUCUCGCAAGAUGAGCGAUUGGAUAUACUCUUAACACUUAAGCACACUGUGAAGGAGCAUGAGUGUGAACUGACCCAGGAAAUCCUAGAGUUGAUUGACAGAGAAGUUGAUCUUAUGAUGAGAGGGGUCAAACCUGAGAACCUUGAAGGACUCAGAAAAAGAAUCGCAACGCUCUUUUUUCAUUAUAUCAAAACACCUCUAUUUAACCCGGAGGCUGCUAGAUACCUUAAGGUCCCUCAAGACCCACUGAAGUUUUACAAGAAGAUUUACUUUUGCCGCAGUUGCCAACUGUACCUGCCUUCUACAGAAUUUGCUGUUACGUCUACUGCACGCCAUAUAUUCAAGUGUCGUCAGUGUGUUAGCCUUGAGAAUGAGGCGCAGCGACGAGAGUCAUUUUUGAAAUAUAAAUGUUUACUUCAGCGGCUCUACGCUUCAGAAGCCAAUUAUGAUGACGGUGCUCAAAUUGCUUUCUUGAUGCAGCUCCAAGACAUUCAAUACCUAAUAGAGAACAUCUGGGCACCGCAGUCUGCACUCAGUGCCUGGACCGACCUCAAUGACCUGGUCAUGGUCAGAUGGGAUAAGUCCGUGGAGUGGUCCCCUUGGAACUGCAUUCUCCUCACCAAAGAUGAAGCAGCUGCUCAUCUCAAGCUAGAAAGUAUUGAAAAGGGAUAUGGACGUGUAUUUAUUCACAGAAUCAAACAUAAACAUAUUCUGGCUAAGAACUACUUCUCUCAGAUUCCAGUGCUGGCGUCAUUUAUACUUGAUGAUGGUGAAAUAGAAGAGAUCAGAAGUAAAUAUCACGUAGACACAGCACCAAAAAUUAUAGAAGUCCGGAGACCUUGUCCUUAGAGGAUCCAGAAAUAUUUGCUUGAUGAUAAGAAGUUUUUCCCGCUGCUAGUAGAGUAAUACAGAGGUCACAUCAUAUGGAAAUGAAAUUUUUCUUUUUUUUUUAUAGUAUUAUAAGUUAUAUGAAAACAUCUCUAUAUGGUUAUCUGAUUGCUAGGCAGGCAGUGUUAAACUGAAUUGGAAUAUUGUUACUGAAAUUAAUAGCUAAAAGUAAAGAGAACAUUUUAUUUUUUCAUAUUUUCCUCAUUAAAGUAUUUUGAACAUUUAAAUCUUUAUGAUUAAAACAGAGUAACCAAAAAAAACCAGGCCCAACUUUCAAUACAAUUAAUCUAUUUAAAAUAAAAUAUAAUUAUAGGAGUAUAAUUAGUAUAUGAAUGGGAAAAAAUAUAGAAUUCUCUCUUGAAAAAUCUUUGUGUGUAAGUUUUUUUAGUACACAGAUUUGAAUCUUUGCCUUUUAUUCUCUGCUUGCACCUUCUGCCCUGUUCAUAUAUCAAUAAAACAACUGAAACUAUAAAAA
Chinchilla lanigera (long-tailed chinchilla) is the source of this 3149-nucleotide messenger RNA. RefSeq names its product IQ motif and ubiquitin domain containing (gene Iqub). The record is from RefSeq and is a predicted model, not a curated record. NCBI's taxonomy places the organism in Eukaryota, Metazoa, Chordata, Mammalia, Rodentia, Chinchillidae. Gene Ontology annotation, biological process: cilium assembly. The transcript has 13 exons. Gene Ontology annotation, molecular function: protein binding. Gene Ontology annotation, cellular component: acrosomal vesicle; motile cilium. Bases 251 to 2635 code for a protein of 794 amino acids.